This is a messenger RNA of Micropterus salmoides (largemouth bass), 4854 nucleotides long. It is a transcript of the gene exoc4, whose product is annotated as exocyst complex component 4. Gene Ontology annotation, cellular component: exocyst; growth cone membrane; synapse. Lineage: Eukaryota; Metazoa; Chordata; Actinopteri; Centrarchiformes; Centrarchidae. Gene Ontology annotation, biological process: chemical synaptic transmission; Golgi to plasma membrane transport; exocytosis. The coding region runs from base 1 to 2946 and encodes 981 amino acids. The transcript is spliced from 20 exons. The record is from RefSeq and is a predicted model, not a curated record.
AUGGCAGCUGACACAGGGAGAUACAGGAGUGCAGUUAGCAAAAACAAAGACCCUUCUGGCCUCCUUAUCUCUGUCAUACGGACUCUGUCCAGCAGCGAUGAUGUGCAGGACAGGGAAACAGAGAAGGGGCGCCUGGAAGAGGCCUUUGAGACAUGUGACAGGGAUUUAGAUGAACUGAUUGUUCAGCAUUAUGCUGAACUUACCACUGCCAUUAGGACUUACCAGAGCAUCACUGAGCGCAUUACCACCUCCCGCAACAAGAUCAAACAGGUGAAGGAGAACCUCCUGUCUUGCAAGAUGCUGCUCCACUGCAAAAGGGAUGAGCUGAGGAAGCUGUGGAUUGAGGGCAUCGAGCACAAGCACGUCCUCCAGCUGCUGGAUGAAAUUGAAAGCAUCAAGCAGGUACCUCAACGGCUGGAGGCUUAUAUGGCAAGCAAGCACUACCUUCAUGCCACGGAUAUGCUGGUGUCAGCCGUGGAGUCCUUGGCAGGCCCCCUGUUGCAGGUGGAAGGCCUUGGAGAUCUGCGUCUGGAGCUCCACAGCAAGAAGCUCAACAUCCACCUUGUACUGAUUGAUGAGCUACACCGACACCUCUACAUCAAGUCCACAAGUCGUCUGGGACACAAGAACAAGGACAAAAAUGCUGCUCGCCCUGCAGGCUCCACAGCCAAAGACACAUCUCCAAUGUUGGAUGUCAGCAGCCUGUCAACCCCGCGCAAGCUUUUGGAUUCAUCACAGUUCAGCACACCUGGAUCCAGCAGUGUGCGUGAGCUGCAGCAGGAUGUGCGUGAGUUGAACCAAGCGGACCUCCCUGAGGUGGAUCCAGAGGAGAACAGUGCUGAGUUCAUGGGCAUCCUCAUCAGGGCUCUGGCCAAGUUGAAGAAAAUCCCUGAGACCAUCAAAGCCAUAAUGGAGCGGCUGGAACCUGAGCUGAAACAGAUAGUCAAGAGGUCCACCACUCAGAUAGCAGACCACGCUUACCAGAGAGGAGAAAACCUGGCCCAGGAGAGUCAGCCAAGGCUGCUGCUGGAGCUGCUGGAGCUUCUGUUUGACAAGUUCAAGGCAGUGGCACAGGCUCACAGUGUCGUGUUGGCCCACCUGCAGCGGAUCGUGGUGCAGUGCCCAGGCAAGGCUCACGAAGAAGGCAUCAAGCUCUACGAGCAGGCUGACGUCUCUGCCAAGAUCCAGACAGUGCUGCAGGUUCUGCUUAUGGAGUAUCUGGAUGUGAAGAACAGCCGCAGUGCCACAGAGCCGUCAGCUCAGCUCUCCUAUGCCAGCACUGGCAGUGAGUUUGCUGCCUUUUUUGCGAAGAAAAAACCACAACGUGCCAAGCAGUCGCUCUUCAAGUUUGAAUCAUCUUCCCAUGCCAUCAGCAUGAGUGCCUACUUGAGAGAGCAGAGGCGAGAACUCUACAGCAAGAGUGGAGAAUUACAAGGUGGCGCUGAUGACAACCUAAUUGAGGGGGGAGAAAUGAAGUUUGUGUGUAAACCGGGAGCGAGGAACAUCACUGUGAUCUUCCAGCCUCUUCUCGGGUUCAUUCAGGAGAUAGAGAUGAACAUGGGGCCGGGCCAGGCCAAGCAGUGCCAGCUCCGAGCCUUCCUCACUUAUUACAUCAAUGACCUCUUCCUCAACCAGGUGCGAACAGAGAUCAACAAGGAAAUUGAGGCAGUGAGCAAGGCAGCUGACCCCUUGAAGAUCCUUGCCAGCGCUGAUACCAUGAAGGUUCUGGGUGUCCAGAGACCUCUGCUGCAGAGCACAGUGGUAGUGGAGAAGUCCAUCCAGGAUCUAAUGAGCUUAAUGCAAGACCUGAGUGCCUACUCCAACCAGUUCCUCGAGAUGGUUUGCGACAAGCUCAAAGAGUACAAGGAAAUCUGCAACACAGCCUACAGGGGUAUUGUCCAGUGUGAGGAGAAGCUCACCAUCAGUGCUUCCUGGUCUAAAGACGAAGACAUCAGUCGCCUGCUUCAGUCACUCCCUAACUGGGCAAAUAUGGCCCAACCCAGACAGACCCGACAAAAGAGAGAGGAUGAGGAGGACUUUACCCGGGCGGCUUUCGCUAAGGAGUCGGAGGUGCUGACCGGAAACCUAGGUGACAAGUUAAUCCCCCAGAAUGAGAUUCUGCGUGAUGUCAGUGACCUGAAGGCACUGGCCAACCUUCACGAGAGCAUGGAGUGGCUUGCCGGUCGUCUCAAGACGUUCUUCUGCAACCUUCCUCAUGCUUCCAAUGUGUCUCCAUGCUCAGCUGACAGCCAGUUGGUCGGUGAGAGCGAACGAAACAGGGAGCACAUUCUUCAGACCCUGAGUGACCUGUCCAGGGGCUUUCAGGACAUUGCAGACCGCUGUCUCCUGGCAUUGCACCUGGAGGUCAGGGUGCAUUGUUUCCAUUACCUGAUCCCCCUGACUAAGCAAGGCAAUUAUGCCAUUGUGGCUAAUGUGGAGAGCAUGGACUACGACCCACUGGUGGUGAAACUGAACAAGGAUAUCUCAGCCAUAGAGGAGGCCAUGGGGGCCGCCCUGCAGCAGCACAAGUUCCAGUACAUCUUUGAAGGUCUGGGUCAUCUGAUCUCCUGUAUUCUCAUCAACGGGGCCCAGUACUUUAAGAGGAUCAGCGAGUCUGGCAUCAAGAAGAUGUGCAGGAACAUCUUUGUCCUCCAACAAAACCUCACCAACAUCACCAUGUCCAGGGAGGCUGACCUCGACUUUGCCAGGCAGUACUAUGAAAUGCUGUACAACACUGCAGAUGAGCUGCUGAAUUUGGUGGUGGACCAGGGUGUUCGCUACACUGAGCUGGAGUACAUCAACGCCCUGUCCUUACUCCAUCGCAGCCAGACAGGUGUAGGAGACCUGAGCACCCAAAACAUCCGGCUGCAGAGGCUGAAGGAGAUCAUCUGUGAGCAGGCCGCCAUCAAACAGGCCACCAAGGACAAGAAGAUCACUACAGUGUAACGAUAAAACAGGACAGGGUCCAUAUGGGGUGGUUGAGUUGCCUGGAAAUCAGAUAAAGAUAUUGGAAUCAUUUCCCAAUGAUGAAACCUCUGUCCUACAAAUUUUUGUUUCAACUCCUUUAGCUGUGUCUAGCAGGAACACGUGCAGCAGAUAAUUGGGUCAUGUAAGAGUAAAAUGUGUAGGACAGGGCAUAUUUAAGAGUUGGGUUAGCAAACACUGAAAUAGAGGCUUGCUCUAGACCUUAAUCAUAAUGUCUGUGAAAUCUGUUGAUGGAAAGUGUUUCUUCUCCAUUUUAUAUAUAUAUAUAGAGAGAGAGAGAUUAGCCUAUGCAGCAUCAAGUCACUCUAAUUGGGAAGCAGGGUGACAACCAACACUACUUGCAAACUUUGCAAGUAUCUAUGUCAUGAGGUAACCUAUAUUGUCAAUUUACACUUUUUAAAAGGCACAACAAAUGCGGCACUUGCGCUCUGACUCCAACAGUCCCCCGUUCACUGUGACAGCUCCAGGCGAUUGUCUUGGACACUCACCCAAACUUAGGCCCUAUCUCAUCUAAUUUUCCUAUUAGAUCUAAACUGCUGCUCUCAAUUACACCUCUAUCUCUCCUCUCCUGGCAACCCCAUGGGCCCACUGAUUCUGUCUGCAAUAACAGAUGCCAGAUUAGACUGUCUGACUGAGGCCACAUCUUCCGCCUGCUGCCAAUUUGGGUUGGUCCCCAAAGAUUUCUCUAGCUGAGAAUUGUAUCAUAUGUAUGGCUGUUAAAAAUCUGUUUAUCUGUCUUAUUUUCCUGUAUAGUCUGUGCCGUAGACUUGUGCGGCUAGUGUGGAAAGUUGCAGGUCGAUUAACUUUUUAUCUAUCUUACAAAUUGGCCAAAGACACAGUAAUGAAGACAUUUUUAAAAACAAGGACAGGGUUUCUUUCAGAUGUUAUAUUUCAAGUCCAGUACACCACAGUGGAAUGACUUUGCACUUUUUGUGUUAAGGCAUGUGUGGUAAUACAUUUCACCAGUCAUACUAGCUCUGUAAACUGAAACGAUACAUCCAAAUCUUUAUUUUGCCGUCCCCGCUACAUGUGCUCUAGUAUAAACUACAAAACAUAUACACUCAAGAGACGAUCACAAAUCACAAACUCCCCUCCCUGCAACCCUGCCUGUUUUUAGUUCAUUAACUUGGGAGAGAAGUACUUAACGAGAGGAGGAGAGAGAAAGGGGAGCCUUGUCAAUACAGCGGGCCCAGCUCCGGUCUCCCUGAAGCCCACAGAGCAAUCCAUCAUAAUGACAGAUAGGCUAGGAUCAAUGGGAAAACAACCAUGGAGCUGCUGAGGGCUUCGCCUACCACUCCAAAACGUACACUUUGUGUAAAAUGUAAAAUCUGCUCAUUCAGCUGUUCACUUCAGAGCUACUUUUGUAACGUUAUCCAUGGGAAACUUUAAUACAUUGUUAACUGACUGUGUCAUCAUGUCACAGAUACUAUUACACUAUUAUCACUGAGCACACAUAACCAAUAAAAGUCUAGAAGGCUUAUGUAUUGCCAUACCCCAUGCAUGCAAGUGCGAACCACUCCUGUUGUCCAUGAAGUUUAUUUAUGAAUGAAAUAUGUAAAAUAUAAUAAAGGUUCAUUUUUUACUUUGACCCAGAACUCUCAUCUCAUCAGAGCUCAUCUACUUCAUGUUUCUUUUUCUUUGCAACGGAUCUUCAUUUUGCACAUCUGUUCGAUUAAAGUUAUCUCUAUGUUUCAACUAAGAAUGUAUUAAAUUCUAUACAUCGACGUGUGUCUUGAACAUGUUUAAACAUCCUCACUGCUCCUAUGUUGAGUGUAAAUGCUCUGAAAUGUUUGUCUACUCUAAAUUAAGCACCCGUGAUUAGCCAAUGCAUACACUAAUACACUAAAAAAAUAAAUUCUUCAAAUGCCA